Messenger RNA from Lonchura striata (white-rumped munia), 3424 nucleotides. NCBI's taxonomy places the organism in Eukaryota, Metazoa, Chordata, Aves, Passeriformes, Estrildidae. The record is from RefSeq and is a predicted model, not a curated record.
GAUGACGCGCGCGGUCGGUGCGGCGUUUCCCGGUGUCGCUGUUCCUGCUGCGGCGGGGUUGCGCGCCCCGCGCUGAUGGCGGCUCGCCGCACACCGCACGGCCCCGCGCCGGGGCCCGGGCUGGAUGAGUUCACCGUCCCCGCCGAGAAGAGCUGCCUGCUGGAGCGCAGCCGGGGCCGCAUCGAGGGCUUGUUCGAGGUGCGGCUGACCGUGCUGGGGGCGCAGGGGGACUGGCGGCCCGCGCUGCAGCCGCCCAACGCCAGUGCCAGGAUCUGGGUGCAGCUGGCGGGCCGCACGAAGGCCGUGAGCAGAGCCAAGGAGUACAUCAAGGGGCUAUGUGAACCUGAGCUAGAAGAAAAAGAAUACUACCCAAAGGACAUGCACUGUAUCUUCGUUGGUGCACAGAGCCUGUUUCUCAACAGUCUUAUUCAGGAUACUUGUGCUGAUGUAACUGUGCUGGAAAUGGGAUUUCUCAAUAUUAAGGGGGGUGCAGAAGCUGUUGUUAUGGCUCAAAGUCAUGUGCAGCAGUUUGUGAAGCUUUUUGAGAAUAAUGAAAGUUUAUUAAAUGACAAUGAAUCGGAGAUUAAAAAGCAGUUCAGACAAUUUGUGGAAGCACAUGCAGAUAAGUAUACAAUGGAUUUACUGAUUUUGCCUAGUGCACUAAAAAGGGAACUCCUGGCUCUCACCCAAACUGCUGUUUCUGAAGGGGUGACUGGUAUCAUAGAUCUCACAGGUUCUGAAAGCCCACAGCAGCUUGGACAGAACAGCACCUCCGAAGUCAUUGCUGCAAACAGAGAUGGAAGUGCAGGUGGGGAGGAAGCAAGAAGCAAUGCUGGCACACCUGUAACCGAGCUUACAAAGCAAAUGGACACUGUGUUUUCUGAUGAUUCUGAAACAAGAUUUCUUCCCAUAAAGGACCCUCUGUUAGAGGCAGUGGCCUUUAAAGAGAGGCAGUCAUGUAAAAGAAGGUCCUCUGAUGAGGAGGAAAGGCUUCCUAAAAAGCAUUUCUCUUUGGAAGAUGAUCCACAAGUGAAAUCUGCUUUACACAAGAAUCCUUCGGACCCUGAUGCAGUUAUUGAUCUGGUUUUGGAUAGCUGCACAGAAUCAGAUGGUCCUACUUACUGCCUUAAAGAAGGUGAUGCUCUCACUGAGGAAGUAGAAUACAAGAUUCUUGUGAACUUUUUCAGAACAAUGGGAUAUUCCCAAAAUAUUGUUGAAAAAGUUAUUGGUAUCCUAGGACAAUCUGUGGAACCAUUAAUAUUGCUAGAAGAAAUUGAAAAGGAAAGUUUGAAAUUUAAAAAAGAACAUGAGCAGUCAUCUCAAAAGCCUAGAACUGUCAAUCUUCCUUUAGAAAAUAAUGUAAAUAAUUCACAAAAGCUAGAAGACAAAGGCAUUUCUAGGAAUAAAAGUCCACUUAAAUCCAGUCAUACUUCAAAGGAGACAAAAAAUGAAUGUCACCACAUAAGUGGUGCUCCAGACACACAAGUUGGUGCAGAAGAUAAAAUGCAUAGAUUGGUAUGUGAAUCUUCUUCCCCUCCCAGCAAAAAUUCAGUUCUCUGCCAUAAACAGAGAGAUGUUUAUGGCCCUGGUAAGAAUCAUAACUCAAAGUCAAGCAAUAUAGAAACUGAUGGUGGGGUAACUUCCAGGACUGUGCAUGCUGGAGCUCUAAAAGAUGUUGGCUUUGUAGCCAGAGGGAGCUCAGAUGUGCAGCAUAUCUCAAGUAAGAGUAAAACUACAUUUCAGCAAAAAUCUUCAGGGCCCUCAACUGUACAGAACAGCCACCCUGGUUCUGAGGAGCAGCUGGGACACUACAGCUCUUCUCAAGCAAGGCCUCUCCACCAGCGCCUUUCCCAAUCAUCACAUUGUGACAAUCCUGUCCCAGACCAGUUACUGUCUUCACAAAAACACACUUCAAAGCCGGACAGAGACACACUGGGACCACAUCCAGAUAAUUCAGUUACUGGAGUUCAAAGAUUUUUGGACUCUCUGAAGGAGCCAUACAAAUUGGAGUUGAUAAAUGAACCUGGAAAACCAUAUUUAAAACAUAUAAUUAUUGAUGGGAGCAAUGUUGCAAUUUCUCAUGGUCUAAGGAAAUUCUUUUCCUGUCGAGGAAUUGCAAUAGCUGUUGACUACUUUUGGAAACGUGGCCACAGAAAUAUUACUGUGUUUGUUCCACAGUGGAGAACAAGACGUGACCCUUCCAUUACAGAGCAGAAUUUCUUAACGCAGCUGGAGGAUGUUGGAAUAUUGUCUUUAACCCCUGCAAGGAUGGUUUUAGGAGCAAGAAUUGCUGCUCAUGAUGACAGAUUUUUGUUACACCUUGCUGCUAGAACUGGAGGUGUUAUUGUGACUAAUGAUAACUUGAGAGAAUUUGUGACAGAAUCAUUUGCCUGGAGAGAAAUUAUUCAAAAAAGGUUGCUCCAGUACACUUUUGUUGGUGACAUAUUUAUGGUUCCUGAUGAUCCUCUGGGAAGAAAUGGACCCAGAUUAGAUGACUUCCUUCGAAGUGAAGGCUGUUCUAGAAAAUACAAAUGGCACCAGGAACAAGAUCAGAAACUGGCAGGACCUUCAGCAGUUAGAAAACCUUUCCACACUGAGUAACUCGAGGUAUCAUAACCCAAAUGCUUUUAAAAUAGAGCUCUGUAAUUUAGGUACUGUUUCCCUUGGUGGUAGGAAACUAGACUCUAACAUGAGUUCCAGUUCACAUUUCUCUGGUAUCUGCUGGCGUCUGAAGUAGGCUGACCUUUAUAUUUUGUAGUGCUUGCACUAGAGUAGCAAAACUUUAAAGUGUGAAAUGAAAUUGCAAUAAUUGAGAGUAUUCAAAUCCUGAGGUUGCUAAAACAACUUCAUUGGCCAGUUAAGGAUACCAUACAAAGGAAAAUGAUCUAAAAAUGAGCACAGCUCAGUCCAGAGUAAAAGUACAUGAGGAAUAGUCUGUUGUGAAGCAGUCUUGGAAGCCCCUUUGGUCUGUCAGGAUUUUCACAUGCCCCACAUCAGUAUACGUGUUCAAUGUAUCUAUACCUUCAUAAAAUUUGCUGUAAUCUGCCAAGUAAAGGACUCACAGCAUAUUGAGGCUAUUCCUGGGUGAUAUUAAUGUUAGUUAUGCCAAAUUCAUAUCAAGAGCUGUUACACCUCCUGUUUUGUUUCACUUUGAAAGAAUGCUUGUCAUUUGAUUCCAGUCAGUAACUGCAAUGAGCAGUAGGGAAGUUUUAGUUAUACACAUUUGUCUUUUCUUUCUCAUAUACAGAGAGGGCUACAGUUAGCAUGUCCUUUAGCUUAAUUAAUUUAAAAAAUUAUUUUGUUCCAUAGAGAUUCCUGGUCAACACACAAGGCUUUGCAGAGCAGUGGACAAUAUUCUUCUGAGACACCUUUUUUCCUCCCCGAAAUGAGCAGUGGCGGUCGACAGCCUGGAGGAAGAGUGCAG